CUUUCGUCGUCCUCUCUCCUCUCUCAGCAGUUACGGCGGCAAUUAGGGUUUUUCUUUUUGUGGGAAUUCGCACUCAGAUUCUUUGAACCCUAAUUGUCGAAAUGUCGACGAUCGUACCUACAUCGGAGGAGGAUCCAGCGCUCGCGGUUGUUCGAUUCACUUCUGAGCUCGCCUGGGCCGAUGCGGGUCCCGAGGUUGCGGAACCUCAGGUGACUAGAGAAUGCAUAGAGGCUCAAGAUUGCAUGUUAAGCCUCAGGUGGUUGGACUUGGCCUCACUCAUGCUUACUUCAGCUGACCUUGUUGUUUCUCGGGUCUCAGACAAAGAUCUGGAAUGCAUAUUUACUGUCAUAUGUAACCUUGUCACAAGAGCUAGCAGUCUAGAUGAAGCACUGGAGAUGGCAAAACUCAUUUCUGCAAAAGUCGCACUGCAACCGAAUGAUAGACCCGCUCUGCGCUUGAAAAUCUUAUUCAAUCUCUACAACCUGUUAGAGAACCCUUACAGCAGGUUCUUUGUUUAUACAAAAGCGCUUGACUUGGCAGCAAAUGGGAAAGUAAUUGAAAAUAUCAUCCCUUCUUUUAAAAAGAUUGACAGUUUGUUACAAGAAUGGAAUAUUGGUAAAGUGGAUCAGAGGGAUCUUUUCCUUACCAUCUCUAACAUUUUGAAGGAUAAUAAAAGCAUGGCCAAAGAUUCUUUUAAUUUCCUGAACAAGUACCUAGCAACAUUUUCAAGUGAGGAUGAGGACUCAUAUGCAACUAAUGAAACUAAAGAGGAAGCAGUGCGGGCUAUUAUAGAGUUUGUGAAGUCUCCAGACAUGUUUCAGUGUGAUCUGCUUGAUUUGCCUGCUGUUGCACAAUUAGAAAAGGAUGAAAAGCAUGCCUUGGUUUAUCAACUAUUAAAGAUCUUCCUCACGGAAAGGCUCGAUGCCUACGUAAAUUUUCAUACUGCAAAUUCCUCAUUACUGAAGGGUUAUGGUCUUGUGCACGAGGAUUGCAUGACAAAGAUGAGGUUAAUAACAUUGGUGGACCUCAGUUCCAACGAUUCUGGUGAAGUUCCAUAUUCUGUGAUCAAAGAAGCUCUUCAGAUCAUGGAAGAUGAGGUUGAAUAUUGGGUUGUCAAAGCGAUAACCUCCAAACUUCUCGACUGUAAGAUGAACCAGAUGAACCAAACUGUUAUCGUGAGCCGGCAUGUGGAUCGAGUGUUUGGCCCAGCACAGUGGCGAGCUCUCCAGUCAAAACUUGGAGUUUGGAGGGCAAAUAUUGCGAAUGCUAUCAGCACCAUCCAAGCUAACAAGAUAACUGAUGAAGGAGUAGCAGGGCCAGGUGUGAAGAUGCGGUGAAUCCUUUCAUAGUCAAGAACAAGUUUGAACUUGUUAUUGUAGCAGACAUGUGAUGUGUUUUGAAACAUUGAUACAAUCAAGAGAAUUCAGCAAAUUUUGUUUUUGACUUGUUAGGUGUACUGAGAUUAUAUAUUCUUCCUUUUGUUUGUGGUACUGUUGUGGCUAUUGAAUUAUACGAUUACUUUGGCUGCCUCAACUGUGGAAUGAUCAUGGUUGCUUAAUUUCAAAAUUGCUUACAUUAGCCUU
Asparagus officinalis (garden asparagus) is the source of this 1583-nucleotide messenger RNA. Its product is annotated as eukaryotic translation initiation factor 3 subunit M-like. Bases 102 to 1337 code for a protein of 411 amino acids. Gene Ontology annotation, biological process: cytoplasmic translational initiation. Gene Ontology annotation, molecular function: translation initiation factor activity. Gene Ontology annotation, cellular component: cytoplasm; eukaryotic translation initiation factor 3 complex. The transcript has 10 exons. Lineage: Eukaryota; Viridiplantae; Streptophyta; Magnoliopsida; Asparagales; Asparagaceae. The record is from RefSeq and is a predicted model, not a curated record.